Messenger RNA from Daktulosphaira vitifoliae (grape phylloxera), 875 nucleotides. RefSeq lists its product as uncharacterized. NCBI's taxonomy places the organism in Eukaryota, Metazoa, Arthropoda, Insecta, Hemiptera, Phylloxeridae. The transcript is spliced from 4 exons. Bases 160 to 726 code for a protein of 188 amino acids. The record is from RefSeq and is a predicted model, not a curated record.
AAACAAUUAUGUUUUAUUAAAUUCAGUUUCAAAACAGAAGAAGAUCGAAUUAUCCUGAAAGUAAAAAAUUGUGAUGCAAUAAAAGAUAAACUUUCAGUUCUUAGUUUUCUUUUAAGUAGAAGUCGUUUGCAAAUUUGUAGGAGAAUCAAUACUCUAAAAAUGGAGCCAUUAAGAACUGAGAGAAUCAUAUGGACUGAUCAACUUCGUCAAGAAUUAUUUUCUAGUAUACUUAGAGUUACUAAUACUGUAAAAUGGCGUAAAUUAAAAAAAUUAAAGAUCACAGCUCAAACUUGGAAUGAAAUUGUUAAAAAUUUUCCUCAAUCUAUUAAUGCUGAAAAAGCUAGAAUUUAUUGGGAUACUUGGAUGAAAACUAUGUUAUUUUCAAAAGAAACUCUGCAUUAUUCAUCCAUGAAAUUAUCUAUAUUAGAAUUUUUGCUCACUAUGAAACCUAAAAAGUGGUCUGAUAUAAAUUGGGUAACAGUUUCCAAAAAAUUAUUUCCAAGGAUAUCUAAUAAAUUUGUGGGUACAUUAUUUCAUUCGUGGGUAAAAUAUAAUGUACCAGAAGAACAAAAAUGUGAUAUUAAUAAAGUUUUAAAUUACUUAACAAAAAAUUGUAAGGAAGAUUUAAUGGAAAAGAUUCAAACUGGACGUGAUAAACCAGUACCAAAACUAUCAGUAAGAGGUAAAGACAAGUUAAUAAAUUUAAACAAGGAAAAAGAUGACUAACUAUGAUAUCAUCAUUGAAAAUAAUUAUCAAGAGCAUUAAGAAAUUGUUACUUUUAUAUUUUAGACAUAACUGUUUUUAAUAACAAAUGAGUAUUUUGUUGAAUAAAUAUUUAAUGAAGCUAAUACAUACAUUUUACAGUUUUUGAAUA